Messenger RNA from Apiotrichum porosum, 3492 nucleotides. RefSeq lists its product as uncharacterized. The transcript is spliced from 6 exons. NCBI's taxonomy places the organism in Eukaryota, Fungi, Basidiomycota, Tremellomycetes, Trichosporonales, Trichosporonaceae. Bases 1 to 3492 code for a protein of 1163 amino acids. The record is from RefSeq and is a predicted model, not a curated record.
AUGUCGUCGCGCCUCUUGAAAGACACCAGGAUCUACAUCCAGUCCGCCGGCAGGACUGGGCCAGAGUUCAAAGACGACCUCAACUUCAUCAAGCGGCACUGUGGAAUCACGGUUGCCGACCCUAGGGCCGGAUUUCUCACUCACAUUGUCGUGUCUCUUCCACGCAAGAUGACACCUCGGCGCCAUUACGAUCACGAACUCACAUUCUCGUCCAACCUCCACCCAGCUGAAGAGGGCGUUCACCAUCGCCAGCGCUGGGACUUUGAGAAUCUCGUCGACACGUUUACCUCCGAUCGGCGACCACACAACUCUCCCAUCGUGGUCCAGAUGGAAUCGUGGCCAUCCGCCCAACCCUCUUAUGCCGUGGAUGCCUCGCGUGACCCGCGGCUUCGCAAUCGACCACAGGACGUCAACGACAAGCAAGUCGAGCGGCCCUUCGCUAGGUCGCCUCCGCCACACAUGCAUAUGCACGCUACGGAUAGAUACCGGUCACGCUCUCCCUCACCUUUGCGAAACGAUGGGCGUCGCGACCGCGGCUUGGGACGGUCCUCCUUCGACGAAUAUGGUCGACCAGACCGCCGCGAUACUCAACCAUGGAAUCGCUCACGCGAAGAGCGCGAGUACAAUGAGGGCGGCGGAUCUGGCUCGCACCGUUCCCAUUCUCUCAACUCUCGUCGUUCACCCGUCCCUGGCCCACACCGCGUGUCCACUUCCUCGACAGUCCCAGCCGAGGUCGCCAACGACGUCAACACCAGCCCACUGUUCAGUCCUACAGUGAAUGGUCGUACAGAGGCUUCGACCACAGAUGUGACCGACUCGACAAGUAUCACGGAAGGCGCAUCAUCAGAGUUCCCAGUAGAAACGCUGCGGGCCCGCUUGUCGCGACUCCAUGGCCAGGAAAAACCCAGUGGCCAGGGUUCCCCAUCGGCCGCUUCGAACUCUGAAGUUACUCGCGCCGUUAAUCCGGCCGCUUCGUUGUUGUCUCGACUCCAUGGCGUGCAUCAGCCUAGCAGUAAGGAACCCCAACCACCCACUUCAACCUCCCAGGUUACAAGCUUGGCCAACCCCCCCGCCCCGGCAUCGUUGAUGUCCCGAUUCCAUGCCACAGAACGGCCCAGCAGCAAUGACUCCCCAUCGACCACCUCGAGUUCUCAAGCUGCGAGCUCGGUCACGUCACCGACCUCGUUGAUGUCCCGAAUCCACGGUCUUGAACCGUCCAGCAUCAUUGACUCUCCGCUACCCACUCCGAGUACAGCUACAGGAUUUGUCGAGUCACCAGCCUCGUUAAGGUCCCGAAUCCAAGGCCAUGAACAGUCCGGCAGCAAGGACUACCCAAUAUCCACUCCAAGUCCCACUGCAAGCUUCAUCGAGCGACCCGACUCGUUGAACCCGCCGAAGAACAACAUGAAGACGGCAAUUAUGACAGCUGGUCGGCGCAAGAGUGAUCAGGAACCGGAGAGGCGGCCAGCCCCUGCGCCAUCUCCACGAACGCCAGCCUCGCUCGGCCCUGCUCCCCCCGAUGAUGUCCGCCAGCACGUCCCGCGUCCUCCUUCUGUGCCCCCCUCAUCGUCAUCGGCCGCUUGCUUGCCACCCCAAGUUUCAGUUUCUCCGACCAUCCCGGCGAAGCGUUCACGUCCUCGCAAUGCGUCGCCAGCCGGUGACACCGGACCAGGCGAUGCCCGAGAGUUGCAGCCGCAGUCUUCCUCCACAGGCGAUGAUGGCGUAACCGGGGGUACAGCCAAUGCAGCGCUGUCCACCCUCGCAGGCAGCACAACGCCCCGUGUAUCGGUCAAGAAUGAACCUCAAGAACACCCACUCCCAGCGCCAUCGAGGGUCACCCUUGUCUGCCCGGUUGUAAAGACCGAACCAGGUCUUUCGUCCGGCUCUGCUUGGGCACAUGCGCCUCCUCCAGUGGACCCACCCCUCCUGUCGCCAAUUUCAUCAGGGGCUAUGCCGGCCGUGGACGCCUUUCCGAUCUCGCCAGACCACAUUCAAACCGAAGAUGACGUACCACCAGCCCAGUCAUCCACAGACAUGGACGUCGAAAUGACUGAACCAAGGACAAUACGAGAGACUGAGUCGCCGUUGACCCCUCUGCCGGCGUCAGAUGACCGCGGCACUCGCGCGGUCUCGUCAAGCUUCUCAAGCACGGGACUGGAUAUCUACUCUCCAUCUCCAGUGGCAUUGCCGGACUUAGAGAAGUUAGGGGAUCGCGCGACCUCGUCCCGCUCUUCAAGCGCGGGAGUGGAUGUCCAGUCCUCCUCCUCAGUGGCAUUUUUGGGCUCAAAGGGAUUCGACAAUCGCGUGACUCCGCCCAGCUCCUCCAGUACGGGAGUGUAUGUCAUGUCCUCCUCGCCAGUGGCACUCUUGAGCUCAGAGCCGAUUAGCAAUAGUGCAAACAUUCCCAGCUCCUCAAGCACAGCCGAGGAUGUUGAGUCUCACACUGCAGUCGUACCACCUGUCCUUCCCACACCCGAGGCCGUGCCCGCUCCAGUGGUCCCAAUACAGCCCCUAGUCACCGAGGCCGUAGCAGUCCCUCCUCCCGCAGCACGUCCUUCCCCUCCACCAAGUACCUCGUCCUUGCCCACACCAAUCUCGCUGCCCGCCAACGGCGCCAUCCCCGCUGCGGGGCCAUCGACAUCACAUCACUCCACGCCGACAAUGGUCGACUCCACGCCGCCCGGCCAGGAUUCUUCAGCCGCCUCGCCAGCAGGCCUCUUCUGUGUUGGCCGAUAUCCACUGCGAUUCCACAUCGUUCAAAGUGUUCCCGUGAUCAAGUUGCUGAUUGACCAAAAUGGUGGCGUAACCGUGGCCCUUCACGAAGCCGAGUUUGUUAUUCUGCCCGUUGCAGUGGGUGAGCAAUUGACAGACCCUACUGUGCGUGGACUGGCCAUGGGUUAUGGUGUUCCCGUCACUGCUCGCGUCGUCUCGAGCGACUGGAUAUACCGCUCCGCUAUGAAGGGUUCCCUCCAACCCCUCGAUUCGUACAUGUGGUCCCGGGUCGACAGGACCACUGCAAUGUCCAAAUCGUUGUCACCGCUUCCUGACGGCAAUACUGUCAAGCGUCGCUGGCCUGGAAAUAACAACGAUCGCCGAAACAGUUCUGGCACGCACGGCGGCUCGAGCUCGAGGACCCGGCAUCCGGUCCAACAGACCGAGUUGGAAAACGAAGGCGAGGACGAACGGGCUGCGCGCGAUCUGGAGAGCGAGGACGACGAGGAACGUCUUCAGCCGCGGGCUGAGUCACCAGGCGACGUGGACAUUGCGCUCGUGGACCAGAAGAGCGUCGACCGUAUUAUCGAACGUCGGAAACAGUGGAACCAGGAAGGCGGCAAGUUCAACUUCCUUCGCGAGGUAGCUCGUAACGACCUCUCAAGAGCGGUUUCGCUGUACCAAAAGUACCAUCAGCACAUUGACUCUCAAGUUCCUGGUCUGUCAAGGUUCUCUCGCCCGCGGAAGCGCACGCGUGUCCUUGGGACCGAUGAGGACUGA